AUGUUGAUUAAAACAUUAUUAAUAAUUGCCUUGCAAUUUGUUAACUUGACAUUAGGAUUAAAUAUCUUGAUGUCUUCAAAAGAUUCAUGGGUGUCAAAAAAUACCCGUCAUUUAUACGCGGGAUUAAAGGCCGAGGGCCACGAUGUCAGAUUGAUCGCUCCUUUGAAUAACAAUGGACACUUGAAUGAUGCAAGUAUUGCCAACGAGAAGAGUACAAGCUCUAAAAGAGAACAAGACGGACAAGACGGACAACGUGAGAUACUUAACGGAGGAGAUUUCGGACAUUUGUUGCCAGUGCACCAAAAGUACUACAAGACAAUAAAGCAGUUGAAUAACCUGCCACGCGGGGCUAAGAAUGUUAUUUUAAAGAAAGAUUUGACUAACAUGGAAGAGAAAACUAAUUUAGUCUACAACAACUACUUUGGACAAGAUCCAUUGGACAAAUCGGUUUGGUAUGUGAAUGCAUCACCUUUGGAAUCAUUAUUGAUUGCUUUUGAUAUACUUUUGCCCCAAUUCGAGCCUGACUUCAAACCUGACUUAGUGCUCUUGGGUCCCGAUGAAGGUUUAUCAUUGACAUCUUCAACCGCUAGCCAACAGCCAUUAUUUCAAGAAAACCAUCCAAACUCGGAUAACGGAUUAGAUUCUAUGAUGCGUUUAGCCAUGUUAAAGAAAUAUCCUGUCAUUGGUGUCUCUACCGGUGACGAUCAUCACAUUUAUUUUCAAGACGAAAACUUCUUCAAUAUCCAACAAGGCGUUUUAUCCAAGCAUUUGUUGAAAAAGAAUAUUUUUACCAAAAAUAUAAAAUUCAUUAAUAGUAGAGUGAUUGAGUUGAUUAAUAAGUUAAAGGCUUCAAAUGAAGCCAUGUUACCAGAAAAUGUAGCAUUAAAUGUCAACUUUCCAUCCAUUAAUCAUGAUGUUUCUCAUUGUACUACAUCUUGGAAAGAUAAAAACAACAACAACCCAACCUUCAAACAAGUUGUCUACGACAAGAAAUAUGACCACUCCAAGCAUAAUCUCUUACCUAAAUACGAAUUGGUUAACGAUACUAUCCGUGUCGUUGGUGAAUACAGCGUAACCGCUGAUGAAGAUGUCGAACAACAAACCUUUGUUGAUAAGAAAUCUUAUUACUAUUCGCAUAUUCUGAGACGUGAUACUUCUACAGAUGCCACAACUGAUACUGAGUUGAAUUCAAUUGAAACUAGCGGGAAUCCUAGUCAAGAUUACUCGGACAACGAUGAUAUCAAUCAAAUAAUGAGUAACAUCGACGAGUUAAACGUAUUGAAGAACUGUGGAAUCAGUGUCAGCGUCAACCACUUAAUAAAGGGUAAUGGAUUGGACAAAGAUUUCUUCGAUCUUGAGUCGUUAUUCAACUAA
Debaryomyces fabryi is the source of this 1374-nucleotide messenger RNA. RefSeq lists its product as uncharacterized. Bases 1 to 1374 code for a protein of 457 amino acids. The transcript has a single exon. Gene Ontology annotation, molecular function: hydrolase activity. Lineage: Eukaryota; Fungi; Ascomycota; Pichiomycetes; Serinales; Debaryomycetaceae. The record is from RefSeq and is a predicted model, not a curated record.